Messenger RNA from Aphidius gifuensis, 3178 nucleotides. Its product is annotated as pyruvate dehydrogenase phosphatase regulatory subunit, mitochondrial. The transcript has 5 exons. Gene Ontology annotation, cellular component: cytoplasm; mitochondrion; mitochondrial matrix. The record is from RefSeq and is a predicted model, not a curated record. NCBI's taxonomy places the organism in Eukaryota, Metazoa, Arthropoda, Insecta, Hymenoptera, Braconidae. Gene Ontology annotation, molecular function: oxidoreductase activity; protein binding. Bases 215 to 2917 code for a protein of 900 amino acids.
AUUGUUGUUGUCAUUAUUAAAAUAAGGCAACCAUUUUAUUUUUUUAUUUUUGUUAUGUAUUCUUAUUGUUAUAAAAUUAUGUAUUACUAAUAACAAUUAAUAAUACAUAUUUAUAAAAGCCAAAUGAACUAAAAUAAAAAGCCUGUAUUUAAUAAUUAAAUAAAUAUGUGAUAAAAAAUUUUGAUAUAAUUUUAAAAAAGGAUAAAAAUUAAAAAUGUGGAAAAGAUGUUAUGGUUGUUUGAAAAAAGUGCCAAGUAUACAAUCAUCAGUGUCCUUGAGGUCUAGGAUAUUGUUAUCAUCAUGUCAAAUGUCAACAAAUAUUGAUAAAUUUGAUGACAAUUAUGUUAUUCCAAAAGAUGUCAAAGUUGUUAUUUGUGGAGGUGGUGUUAUGGGUGCUGCUGUUGCAUAUCAUUUAGCAGCUCUUGGUUGGGGUUCACAAACUGUUAUCCUUGAAAGUGGCAGAGUUGGUGAAGGAUCAACAUGGCAUGCAUCUGGUUUAAUUGGAGCAUUUAAGCCAAGUCUUGCACAAGUUAAAUUAGCUCAAGAUAGUAUUUCACUUUAUAAAGAAUUUGAAAAAAAAGGAAUAUCAACAGGAUGGAAAGAAUGUGGUAGUUUAUCACUUGCUAGAACAAGAGAUAGAAUGACAGUAUUUAGAAGAAUGAAAGCACAAUCAGUAUCAAGAGACAUUGAAUGUCAUUUGGUAACACCAUCAGAAGCACUUGAACUUUGUCCAUUAUUAAGAGUUGAUGAUCUUGUUGGUGGUAUUUGGAUACCUGGUGAUGGUGUUGCUGAUCCAUAUAAAACAUGUUUAGCAUUUAUAAAUGAAGCUAAAAAAAAUGACGUUAGAGUAUUUGAAAAAUGUCGAGUUACAAAAGUUGCAACACAUAAUGGAAAAAUUAAAACAAUUGAAACAAAUCGUGGUAAUAUUAAUUGUCAACAUUUUGUUAAUUGUGCUGGUUUUUGGGCAAGAAAUGUUGGUAAAUUAAGUGAGCCAUAUGUUAAGGUUCCACUUCAUCCUGUUGAGCAUCAUUUUUUGCAUACAAAAGAAGUACCUGGUUUAAAUCCAAUGACACCAGUUGUUCGUGAUCUAGAUGGUUAUAUUUAUUUUCGUGAAAAUAAUGGAAGAUUAUUAGCUGGUGGUUUUGAACCAAAUGCUAAACCAGCAUUUGAAAAUGGAAUAAUACCUGAAAAUAUAUCUGAAAGAGCACUACCAGAAGAUUGGGAUCAUUUUCAUUUUCUAUUGGAGCAAAUACUUUUACGUGUACCAAGUCUUGGUGAAGUUGAACUUGAAAGAUUAUGCAAUUGUCCUGAAUCAUUUUCACCAGAUUGUAAAUGGAUUGUUGGUGAAGCACCAGAAAUAUCAAAUUAUUAUAUUGCUGCUGGAAUGAAAACAAUUGGUGUUGCUGCUGCUGGUGGUGUUGGUCGUGCAACAGCUGAAUUAAUAACUAAAAAUUCAACAUCACUUGAUAUGUAUGAACUUGAUGUAUCAAGAUUUUUAGGUCUUCAUAAUAAUCGUAAAUUUUUACGUGAUCGUGUUAAAGAAGUACCAAGUAUGCAUUAUGCAUUACAAUAUCCAAAUAUUGAAUUUAAAACUGGUAGAAAUUUACGUAUGUCACCAAUAUAUCCAAAAUUAAAAGAAGCUGGUGCUGUAUUUGGUCAAGUUAUGGGAUAUGAAAGACCAUCAUGGUUUCAACGUGAUAAAGAUGAUGAUGUUGAUUCAAUUGAUUCAAUUGAUGGUUCACAAACAUAUAAAAUUGCAUAUACAGAUACAUUUGGUAAACCACCAUGGUUUGAACAUGUAUCACAAGAAUAUUCAGCAUGUCGUGAAACAAUUGGUAUUAGUGAUUAUUCAUCAUUUACUAAAAUUGAUUUAUGGUCAAAUGACAAUGAAGUUGUUGAUUUAUUACAAUAUUUAUGCUCAAAUGAUGUUGAUGUACCAGUUGGUAGUAUAAUACAUACUGGUAUGCAAAAUAAUCGUGGUGGAUAUGAAAAUGAUUGUAGUUUAGCAAGAAUAUCUGACAAUCAUUAUAUGAUGAUUGCACCAACAAUACAACAAACAAGAUGUAAACAUUGGAUUAAUCGUCAUUUACCAAGUGAUGGAUCAGUUGCUGUGUCUGAUGUAACAUCAGCAUAUACAGCAAUAUGUAUAAUGGGACCAAGUACACGUCCAUUAUUAGCUGAGCUAACAGACACAGAUGUUAGUCCAAAAAAUUUUCCAUUUUUUUCAUUUAAAGAACUUGAUGUUGGUCUUGCAAAUGGCAUACGAACAAUGAAUUUAACACACACUGGUGAAUUAGGAUAUGUAUUAUAUAUACCAAAUGAAUUUGCAUUACAUAUUUAUACAAGACUCAUUGAAGCUGGUGAAAAAUAUAAAAUAAAACAUGCUGGUUAUUAUGCAACACGUGCACUUAGAGUUGAAAAAUUUUAUGCAUUUUGGGGACAAGAUUUAGAUACAUUUACAACACCAUUAGAAUGUGGUCGUGCAUGGCGUGUUAAAUUUGAUAAAGAUAUUAAUUUUAUUGGACGUGAUGCAUUAUUAAAACAACGUGAUAAUGGUGUACGAAGAAGAUAUGUACAGUUAUUAUUAAUUGAUCAUGAUUCUGAUUUUGAUACUUGGUGUUCUGGUGGUGAGCCAAUUUAUAGAAAUGGUAAAUAUUGUGGUAUGACAACAACAACUGGUUAUGGAUUUACAUUUAAAGCACAAGUAUGUUUGGGUUUUAUUGAAAAUAUUGAUGACAAUGGUAAUACAAGAGAGGUAUCAAAUGAAUAUGUACUUGAGGGUGAUUAUGAAAUUGAUGUUGCUGGUAUAAGAUAUCAUGCUAAGUGUAAUCUUCAUAGUCCAAAUUUACCAACUAAAUUUCCAGAUUCAGAAAGAGAUUCUUAUCAUGCAACGAGAGAUCAUUCAACAUCUCGAUAAUAUUAUUUUAUUUUUGUUUUAUUAUAAAUAAUAUAUUUUUAUCUUUAUUAACUUUUUUUUUUUUAUUUUUAUCAACAAAUUAAAAUAGUGCCAUUUUUAUUAUAUAUAUAUUAUUAUUAUUUUUAUCAAUUAGUUUAUUCUUGGAAUGCAACUGGAUUUUUUCUUUUUAUAAUUGAAAAUAUAACGAGUGUAUUUUGUUGAUGAUUAAAUUCUGUAAAUAAUAUUUUUUUAAAUAAAGAAUAAUAAAUAGUUGAUGAUGAU